AUGCAGGACGAGGACGAGGAGCGCGGCGGCGGCCCGCGGCGGCCUGGCGGGGGCGGCCGGGCACCGGGAGCCCCGGCACCGGGAGGCGGCCUGGGCGGCGAGGCCGCGCGCCCCUGGGCCCCCGAGGACGCCUGGAUCGGCUCGCACCCCAAGUACGUGGAGAUGAUGGAGCUGGGCAUUGGAGACGCCGCCCAGGUGCACGUGGCGUUCUUGGUCUACCUGGACCUCAUGGAGAGUAAAAGCUGGCACGAGGUGAGCUGUGUGGGCCUGCGCGAGCUGCAGCUCCUCUGCCUGGUGGGCACGGAGAUCCAGGGUGAGGGCCUGCAGACCAUUGUGCCCACACGCGUCACGGCGUCCCUCAGCCACAACAGGAUCAGGGAGAUCUUGAAGGCAUCUCGGAAGCUGCGGGGAGACCCGGACUUGCCAAUGUCCUUCACUUUGGCCAUAGUGGAGUCAGACUCGACGAUCGUCUAUUACAGACUGACGGAUGGGUUCACACUUCCGGACCCUCAGAAUGUGCCCUUUAGAAGAUGACUGGCACUGCUCACACUGCCCACGCAGGAUCAGCUCGGAGACCCCCAGCCCGCUCCAGCUUCACCUCCUACAGCAAGGGUGCCCCAGCCGAAGUGCUUCCUUCCCAGGGAACAGAGCCCUGCCAGGACGGGCCUUUGGGAGUGUUAGAGGAGGGGGCCGGAGACUGACCUGGUGGGGACAGGGUCACCCACACCUGUGCGGCUGCUGCCAGCCUGGGCUCCAGGGUGCCUGGGGCUGCCCUCUGGCUCCACCCCUCUGCAGACUCCCAACCCCUGAGCCCGGAGUGGGCUUCUUUCCCAGCUCCACCCUCCCAGGGAGGACAGGCCCUUGCUCUGCUGAAGCCCCGCCCAUCCCUCACGGCUGACGCUGAGCUGGACGUGUAGUGUGCAACCCCGGCCCAGGACACAGCCAGCCAAGACACGGUGCCUCCUGUGUGGCCCUGUCACCUGCUCAUCCUCAGGGCUGGCAUGUCACCCGGGGAGAGAGGAGCAGGUCCGCCUCGCCUGUCUCCUAGGUAGGCCCGGCUGUGCUGCUUCUGCUGCCCCCAGUGGGAAACAUGCCGAGCUGCUGAGCCGGCCACUCAGCGGCUCAGGUCAGGAACCAGUCAGAAGCACAAGCAGGGGGCAGCUGGCUUGGUCCAGGAAGUGCCCAGAAAUGACUGUCUCGGGCUCUGCGGAUGCUCCUGUCUGGGGCGUGGGGGCAGCACGAUGGGCACGCACUGCCAGGGCCUAGAGCACCUUGGGAGCAGGUGUGUGUGCUCACUGGCAGGUGGUGGUGAGCGCCACACCUUGGGGUGGGGGGAGAGGGCGGGCAAAGGGCAGGGCCCCCCACCGCACAGCCCUGACCGGGUGGGAAGUGGAUGGAGCCCUUGUUCCUUUAUAGUCCCUGCUCCUCCUUUGUACGACUUUUAUAAUAAAACGUUUUCACAUAAAG
Ochotona curzoniae (black-lipped pika) is the source of this 1467-nucleotide messenger RNA. It is a transcript of the gene TSEN15, whose product is annotated as tRNA splicing endonuclease subunit 15. Bases 1 to 534 code for a protein of 177 amino acids. Gene Ontology annotation, molecular function: nucleic acid binding. The transcript is spliced from 5 exons. NCBI's taxonomy places the organism in Eukaryota, Metazoa, Chordata, Mammalia, Lagomorpha, Ochotonidae. Gene Ontology annotation, biological process: tRNA splicing, via endonucleolytic cleavage and ligation. The record is from RefSeq and is a predicted model, not a curated record.